GUAUUCCCAGUUUCUUCCCCAGUCCAAUAUCUCCUCCUCUCUCCCCUCCUUCCUCCUCCUCUCCUCCUCUCCUCCUCCGAUGGAAUCGUUGAUGGUGAACUACGCCUCGUCGGACGAAGACGAAGAAGACCGUCGCGACGAACCCCAACCUCACCCGCCCUCUCGCCCCCCCUUCUCUUCUCUUCCUCCUCCGAAAUCAUCGUCCUCCUCCUCCUCCGCUUCUCUCUUCUCCUCCCUCCCCCAACCCAAGCAAACCCUAACUUCUCCUACUGCUGGCCCCGACGCCAAAGCCGUUCGCUCCGAUGAAGGAAGCUCGCGGCCUCCCGCUCCGGUCGCCUCCGGAUCCUCCUCCUCCUCCUCCAGGCUCUUCUCUUCGCUCCCCCAGCCGAAGCAGCGACCGCCGUCGGAGCUUCCUCCGGCGGGCGCGAACGCCGGCGCGAAGCGGAUCGUCCAGUUCAGGCCUCCCGUUCUCCCUUCGCUCGCGAACCCUAGCGCAAUCGACGAUGACGAGGAAGAAGAUGACGAGGGUGAGAAGGAGAAGGAGCGCAAGCGGAGGCGCGAAUCUGAGUCCGCGGCUCAGACUUCCUCCGUCAUGUCCUUCCUCUCGAGCAUCCCUGCGCCGCGGAACUCGUCCACUUUGGGCGCCCUUCCUACCGCCGGUUCUGGCAGGAGAUCGGUCAUUGAGACCGAUACCCCUGCUGUGGGUUCUACUGGCUUGGAAUCGAGCAAUGGCGGUAAUGAUCAAAACGUCGGUAAUAAUAGUACUUACGGGACUUACGAUUCAGGGAUUGAUCAAAAUGGGGGGGCUUAUGAGUAUCACGAGGUUUAUGGAAGUUAUGAAGGUGGCUAUAAUCAGAAUGCUAGCGGGAGUGAUUCCUCAUACUACGGAGGAUACGUGAACUAUGGUAAUUAUGGGGAGUAUGGAAAUUAUGCGAAUCAUUCAGAUUAUGCAACUGCGGCAUCCACUGGGGUGGUGCAGGGGAUGAGCGACAGGGGAGCGACAGUUUCAGGGAAGAGAGGGAGGAAUGAAGUUCCAGCGGAAAUAGUGGAGGUGAAGCAGGACGAGUUGAUGAAGAAUCGACCUAGGCAGGACCAAGCGAAAUUGACUGGGAUUGCUUUUGGACCUUCUUAUCAGCCUGCUUCAACAAAGGGGAAGCCUACCAAACUGCAUAAGAGGAAGCAUCAGAUUGGUUCUCUGUACUUUGAUAUGAGGCAGAAGGAGAUGGAGCUUGCAGAACGGCGUGCAAAAGGCUUUCUUACAAAGGCUCAAACGCAAGCAAAGUAUGGAUGGUAAUAUGUGGAAGGUGGAAGAUGAGCUUCCAUGUGAAGAAAGUAUUAGUUGGGCAAUGUUUAAGUUCGUCAGAGUUGCUGUGUUGGAUGCCGUUGCUGAGAUAGGAGGAUGGCGAAAGUGGUUGGCAACUUGGCGGAAGACGUUGACUGACGGGGCCCUCGUAGGAAACGACGGGCCUUGUAGCUUUUCUGGGCGAGAUAUUGUGUUCUGAGCCUGUGCCCUACUUCCCUGUACGUGUCCAAAUGGCUAGAAGUUGACCGUUUGGCGUAUGAUUUGGAUAUAUUUAUUUAUUUAUUUU
Messenger RNA from Eucalyptus grandis, 1589 nucleotides. RefSeq names its product proline-rich protein PRCC. NCBI's taxonomy places the organism in Eukaryota, Viridiplantae, Streptophyta, Magnoliopsida, Myrtales, Myrtaceae. The record is from RefSeq and is a predicted model, not a curated record. The transcript is spliced from 3 exons. Gene Ontology annotation, cellular component: nucleus. Bases 80 to 1294 code for a protein of 404 amino acids.